This is a messenger RNA of Trichoderma gamsii, 1386 nucleotides long. RefSeq lists its product as hypothetical. Gene Ontology annotation, biological process: ribosomal large subunit assembly; rRNA processing. The record is from RefSeq and is a predicted model, not a curated record. Gene Ontology annotation, molecular function: rRNA binding. Bases 1 to 1386 code for a protein of 461 amino acids. The transcript has 2 exons. Gene Ontology annotation, cellular component: preribosome, large subunit precursor. NCBI's taxonomy places the organism in Eukaryota, Fungi, Ascomycota, Sordariomycetes, Hypocreales, Hypocreaceae.
AUGGCGAAACGAAGAGUCAAGAAGCGAACCCACAUGGGGGCCAACAACCCCCAGCCUAACUCGGCCGGACAUGCCUCUGCCCGCGAUCCCAAGAGCAUGGUCAUCAGAAUAGGCGCUGGAGAGGUCGGUUCAAGCAUUAGCCAGCUUGCGUCGGAUGUGCGAAAAGUCAUGGAGCCCGGAACUGCCAGUCGGCUAAAGGAGCGAAGAAACAACCGAUUGAAGGACUAUGUAGUCAUGUGCGGUCCGUUGGGAGUGACGCACCUGAUACUCUUUUCGCGAUCGGAAGGAGGAAAUACAAACAUGAGAGUUGCUUUGGCGCCUCGAGGACCGACAUUGAACUUCCGAGUUGAGAAGUACUCUCUCUGCAAAGAUAUCCAGAAGAUCCAGAGACAUCCCAAGGGCAUGGGAAAGGAGUUUCUUUCUGCCCCUCUGCUGGUCAUGAACGGAUUCUCUCGGCCUGAUGCCACUUCCAAGUCAAAGGUCCCAAAGCACCUCGAAUCAUUAGCCACCACCGUUUUCUCAUCCAUGUUCCCCCCGAUCAACCCUCAAGCUACACCAAUCAAAUCAAUUCGCAGAGUGCUGCUCAUGAACCGAGAGCAGUCCAAGGAAGACGACGGCACCUUUAUUAUCAACUUUAGACAUUACGCCAUUACCACUAAACGAUCUGGCGUGUCAAAACAGCUGCGCCGCAUCAAUGCCGCUGAACAAUUCCUCGGCACCAAGACCAGCCGACGAAGCCACAUGCCCAACUUGGGGAAGCUAGAAGAUAUCGCAGACUACAUGAUUGGCGGCGAAGGCGGCGAUGGAUACGUCUCCGACGUGACGAGUGGUAGCGAAGUCGACACCGAUGCCGAAGUCGAAGUUCAAGAGACCGCCUCCCGAAAAGUUCUGUCUGCCAAGGCCCGUGCUGCUGCCGCAGAGAACGGCCAGGAUGAAGAGCUCGAAGAAGGAAACGUAGAACGACACGUGGUGAAGCUCGUCGAGCUGGGACCUCGCAUGAGACUGCGCUUGACCAAGGUCGAGGAGGGCAUGUGCUCGGGCAAAGUCAUGUGGCACGAGUACAUCAACAAGUCGGCUGCAGAAAUCAAGGAGCUCGAGAAGCGAUGGGAGAAGCGGACGCAGGAGAAAGAUGCACGACGACGUGAGCAAAAGGCCAAUGUGGAGAAGAAGAAGGCGGCAAAGGCAGCGCAGAAGGCAGCAAACAAGGGUGGAAAGGCUGACGACGAUGAGGAUGAUGACGAGGACGAUUAUGAGUACUACAGCGAUAUGGAUGUGGAUGAGCUGGACAGCGAGGGCUUGGCUGGUGAUGCUGAGUUCAAGGUCAACGAGCAGAAGGAGGAGGAUGGCGAGUGGGAGGACCAGGAAGAGGAGAUUGGUAAUAACUAA